AUGGUCCGUAUCUCCAAACUCGCUACUGUUGCCUGCCUUUCCGUCGUUUCGGCAGCUCCUGCUGCUGAGGACACUCUCAGCCGACUGCAUCUUCUGACUUCUCGUCAUCUUGCUCAGUUCCCCUCCGAGGAUCAGAAGGAGAUCACUAAGCGGUUCAUUGACGACUUCCACGCCGUUGCCGUCCAGGAGCGAGCCAUCUCUGACGUGCUGACUCUCAUCGACCUGUUUGGAGAUAUCACCACCAAGGGUAUUAAGUUCUUCACCCAGAGCUUUACAGCCUUCUGGAACGGAGACAAGAAGACCCUCAGCCAGUCCAUCACCACCUUCCUUCUCCAGGCCCAGGGCUUCCUCAACGACUUCGUCUCUUGGUUGCAAAGCUACAACGGUCUUGGAGGAUUCACCAAGAUCUUUGCCGACAUUUUCAUCAAAUCUGGACUCAAGAGCUUUAUUACCACCGCCGGUCUGGCCAUCUUGCAGCUCACCGACUCCAUUUUGAACUCCGACUGGUCUGCUCAGAGCUGGGCUGCUGACCUUAAGAACCUCCAAAACACUCUCAAGAGCGUUAGUCAGCAACUGGCGGCCGGCUUCCCUACUAUUGAAAACGUCCGAGAUACCAUUCUGUACUCCCGAAACGCCAUUCGAGGUCUUCUUGGUCUUCCUGAGGUGAAAUCCUAG
Molecule: messenger RNA, 675 nt
Organism: Yarrowia lipolytica CLIB122
Lineage: Eukaryota; Fungi; Ascomycota; Dipodascomycetes; Dipodascales
Source: RefSeq, a predicted model, not a curated record